CUGAGGUGGGGCCUCCCAAAGCUCUUUAAAGCUUCCGCUCACCUCCAGGGCAAAAAACUAAGCUCAUCCUUGAUCUCUGAGUACAUCUAGUGUCCUGUGUCUGACCGGCUCUCAUUCCGGCGGCUUGAAGAGUGCUGGUCAAGCACAAACACUGACUUUCCCUUUGAAGAGUGAGUGUGUUUUCAUCGUAAAACACUCAGGUCAGCUCCAGCUGCUUGGAGGCAUUCUCGACGACAGCACAACUAACUUAUGGCACCUUUCCACUGCAUGUUCAUUUCUCAAAGACGAAAUCAUUAGCUGUAAACAUGGAGCGUAUGGAGCUGAAGAAAGUGAGCACGGAGGCGGACGAUGAAAGCAGCGUGGACGAACGCUUCUCGCCCAUCGAUUCAGAGAAGGCCACCAUUAACAGCUCACUUCUGGAUGAGGACGACACAGAGAGUCAGAAGUUUCUCACCAAUGGCAUCAUGAAGAAGAAGAAAUACGAGGAAGAAGAACAUCACCCGGGUCACACGUCGUUUGGGAUGUCCGUCUUUAACCUCAGUAACGCCAUCAUGGGCAGUGGAAUUCUGGGAUUGUCUUUCGCUGUGGCCAACACUGGCAUCAUACUGUUUGUCAUUCUCCUGUUUGGAGUCGCUAUCCUGUCGCUGUACUCUGUUCAUCUGUUACUAGUGACGGCCAAAGAAGGAGGCUCGCUGAUCUACGAGAAGCUCGGGGAAAGAGCGUUUGGAUGGCCGGGAAAAAUGGCAGCUUUUGGAUCAAUAACUCUGCAGAAUAUAGGAGCCAUGUCCAGCUACCUGUUCAUAGUCAAAUACGAGCUGCCGGAGGUGAUUCGAGCGUUUCUGGGGCUGGAGGAAAACUCUGGUGAGUGGUAUCUGAACGGGAACUACGCAGUGGUGUUGGUGUCCAUCGGCAUCAUUCUGCCGCUGUCUAUGCUGAAGAACCUGGGGUAUCUGGGCUACACCAGCGGCUUCUCUCUCUCAUGUAUGGUGUUCUUCCUCGGAGUGCUGAUCUAUAAGAAGACGAUCCUGCCGUGUCCUCUGCCGUUCUUCUAUCAGCACGAGUCAAACAUGAGCGUGAACGGCUCGGACGCUCUGGGUCUGUACACGCUGCAGAACGCCUCGGUGCUGGCCUCUUUAUCAGCAGAGAACGCUCCUCACCUGGAUCCUCACACGCCGCUGCACAGCGCCGUCCAGGUCACGCCUCACCCCGAGGACACCGAGGACAUGUGCACGCCCAAAUACUUUGUGUUCAACUCACAGACCGUGUACACCGUUCCCAUCCUCGCCUUUGCCUUCGUCUGUCAUCCUGAAGUUCUGCCCAUCUACAGCGAACUCAAAGAUCGCUCUCGGAGGAAGAUGCAGAAGGUAUCAAACCUGUCCAUCCUGGCGAUGCUGGUGAUGUACCUGCUCUCCGCUCUCUUCGGUUACCUGACGUUUUAUGAUCAUGUGGAGGCAGAGCUGCUUCACACCUUCACAAAGGUCUACAAGUUUGACACCAUGCUUCUUCUGGUGCGUCUGGCUGUGCUGACGGCGGUGACGCUGACCGUUCCCAUUGUGCUGUUCCCUAUCCGUUCUUCAGUCAUCACGCUGUGUUUCGCUGGGAAAGAGUUCAGCUGGAUCCGACACAUGCUCAUCGCCGCUGCUAUACUGGCCUUCAACAACCUCCUGGUGAUCUUCGUCCCCACCAUCAGAGACAUCUUCGGCUUCAUCGGAUCGUCUGCAGCCACCAUGCUCAUCUUCAUCCUCCCGGCGGCCUUUUAUCUGCGGCUCGUCAAGAGUUUACCGUUCAGAUCGCCUCAGAAAAUAUCUGCAGCCGUUUUCCUGGUGGUGGGUAUCUUCUUCAUGAUCGGCAGCUUGUCUCUGAUCGUCUUGGACUGGAUCCACAACCCGCCGGGUUCAAAAGGAGCUCAUUAAAGCUCCGGCGGUCGUCUGCUGAAGCCGUUUCAUCCCAGAGACUCGGACGAACCCUGCGCCUCCACCUCUCUCCAGCUCUCACA
This is a messenger RNA of Carassius carassius (crucian carp), 1996 nucleotides long. It is a transcript of the gene slc38a4, whose product is annotated as solute carrier family 38 member 4. The coding region runs from base 306 to 1913 and encodes 535 amino acids. The record is from RefSeq and is a predicted model, not a curated record. Gene Ontology annotation, biological process: amino acid transmembrane transport. Gene Ontology annotation, molecular function: amino acid transmembrane transporter activity. The transcript is spliced from 17 exons. NCBI's taxonomy places the organism in Eukaryota, Metazoa, Chordata, Actinopteri, Cypriniformes, Cyprinidae.